CCCUCCGCGCCGCCCGAGCCAUCAAUGUCGCCUUCUCCAGUGUUCCAGGCUCUGCGAGACCGACACCGGCUCCGGCCGUCAAUCAAGAUCCCGGCCUUGCCGCCCAAGUUGCCCCCUCGCCUCUCGCCGGCAUUAGACGGCCUGGCUCCCGGCUCCAAGGCCCUCCCGCUCGCCGUCGCCGCCUCUUCCCCGACGACUUCAACGACGACGAUGCAGAGCCUCUUUUCCCGCCCUUGCCGCAGCCACAAGUGCCCCCUCGCCCAGAGCACCAGCCCCAAGGCCAGCAACAUCAGCAGCCCCAGCAACAAGCCCUCGAGGAGGAUGCGGCCCCAGUAGCCACCCCGGAACAAGCCCGAAGCCGCCCCCGCUCCGCCCGCAAUAGCUUGUCCCCCGCCCCUCUCCGAACCCCGCUCCCCGGCCUCGCCAACCUA
Molecule: messenger RNA, 431 nt
Organism: Colletotrichum chrysophilum
Lineage: Eukaryota; Fungi; Ascomycota; Sordariomycetes; Glomerellales; Glomerellaceae
Exons: 1
Source: RefSeq, a predicted model, not a curated record